Molecule: messenger RNA, 234 nt
Organism: Alternaria burnsii
Lineage: Eukaryota; Fungi; Ascomycota; Dothideomycetes; Pleosporales; Pleosporaceae
Exons: 2
Coding region: 1-234 (77 amino acids)
Source: RefSeq, a predicted model, not a curated record
AUGCCAGAUGCAGGGGUGCCGUUCCGGUCAAGACAGCCGGAAGUCGACUUCCUGGUAGUAGCAAGCUUGACUGCCGUCCAUACGAAGAACCAGUCGCCCGAGCCCGCUAUUGCACCCGACACUACUGUCCUCCCGCAACAUCACAAUGGAGCGUCCCGACGACCCAGGUAUCUUGGACUUGAACAAUACAAUGGAAACAGCUCAGCAUCCAUCCGCUCGAAUGCACAGAAGUGA